UGGAUCUCGACGUUGCCUCGCCCAAAUGCCGACCUCACGGCUCCCCGCCACAUCAUCCGAUGAACCUCUCAUGGCUGAUUUGUUAACAACCACCCAAAGUCUAUAGUGCUGCCUGCAGCAAAUGAUUGGGUGAUCUGUUGACAACGUAUCCAGUCGUGCUCUGAAGCCCCACUCGUCCGGCCACUGCGAAGCCUAUUUUGAAGAUCGCCGCAUAACAACGCAUAGCGUCCAACGCCCUGGCAAAAUCAGUGAUGGCUAAUGAUCUCUAGAGACUCUAAGUCAUGCUGGUUUACAAGAAAUCAUAUCACCCAAUAUUCAAGAAUAUCGUAUCAUUGCGAAGGAGCAGGGUGUGCCACACGACUGAUUGCUGGCGAACAAGUGCGCGCCGGGACUAGCGGACCACCAGCAGGCAAGUGGGUAGUGAACAAGUGCUUUGAGCAGACAGCCACGAGUCAAUGGACGUUAAUCUCCGGUCGAGACACAGUACCCCUUCUUGGAGUGCUAUUUAUUAAUACCAAGUCCAUCGCUUCUCGCGUGGAAGACUGCCACGCUAAGAUUGAUGAGUGUCCGAUGAUCAUAUUCGCGAAUUCUCCGCUGCAAAAAUUUGGACAGCCAAGCGGGCUACGUGAUGAUCAACAGGAAAUCGUUACAUUCACUAUAGAAGCUCGGAUAGGACAGGCAGCAUUACGAAGAGCAAGCAGACAUGCAAGCGAGCAUGACACUUGUAGGACAAGACCAACAUUCGUCCGAAAGCGUGUGAUCUACAAUAUCCGCCGCCUUCGCUAUGUCGUGUGCCACUGCUGAAUUUCUUGUUACCGGCCGGAAAAUCGUGCGUUUUGUCCGUUGAAUCACGCGUACCCUCGUUGGCUACCUUUACCUAAACAUCAUUUCCGUUUUUCCUCCUUCUAACCACUGCCCUUUUCCUCCUUCUUCUUUCGUCCAUCCGGUGCCACGUUGACGUUUUAUCUUCUAUCGUCCCCCGCCUCUCGUUACUGGCCAUCAA
Messenger RNA from Dissoconium aciculare CBS 342.82, 1003 nucleotides. RefSeq lists its product as uncharacterized. The transcript has a single exon. The record is from RefSeq and is a predicted model, not a curated record. The coding region runs from base 259 to 804 and encodes 181 amino acids. Lineage: Eukaryota; Fungi; Ascomycota; Dothideomycetes; Mycosphaerellales; Dissoconiaceae.